Messenger RNA from Drosophila guanche, 1857 nucleotides. Its product is annotated as leucine-rich repeat-containing protein 58. Bases 293 to 1420 code for a protein of 375 amino acids. The transcript has 3 exons. Gene Ontology annotation, molecular function: protein binding. The record is from RefSeq and is a predicted model, not a curated record. NCBI's taxonomy places the organism in Eukaryota, Metazoa, Arthropoda, Insecta, Diptera, Drosophilidae.
GCUCUUGGCAUUAACCGUUCAUACACACACUUCGCGACGAGUGUUGAGUUUUUCCGCUGUUUCGCUGUUUUGUUUUUCUUCUUAUUUGCAUUAUUUUUUUGUUGUUUUGUGUGUGCUUUUCUCUGUUUCUGUUGGAUCAGAACUUAUCAGAUCAGAUCAUCAUCUGCGCCGUAGAGCAGCUUCGACGAUCAGUUCCGUGUGAGAUCGCUAAACAAAAAGCAACGCGAUCGCGACAACAAGCCGCACUCGACGCUUUCCAAGUGAUCCGCACAGAAGAAGGCCCAGCCCAGCCAUGGAGGUGUACACGUCGGACAGCUCGGACACGGAUUCACGCGAGCAAAAGACCAUCGAUUUUGGUCGCAUGAGUCUCGAUCUGGGCACGCUUGAGGAUCACCUGACAUCGCCGCACAAGGCGAUGCUCAAGUCCAGCGGUGACAUCGAGACGAUGCUGCUCAACCACAAUCGACUGGUGGGCCUGCCCCGUGUGCUGCAGCAGUUUGCCAACCUCAAGGUGCUGGAUCUCAGCUCCAAUGCGAUCACCCAGCUGCCGGACGCCGUCUGCCAGCUGCCGCUGGUUACACUGAUUGCCAAGAACAAUCUGCUGACCAACUGCUCGCUGCCCAAGUCGCUGCUGGCCAAGCAGGCUGGCGUCGGUGGAUAUGGCCACGGACACAGCACCCUCAAGGAACUCAACCUGAGCGGCAAUCAGCUGACCCAUUUCCCCGAGCAGGUCACCGAGCUGCGUCACCUCAAGUAUCUGUAUGUGGGCGGUAACAAGAUCACGGGCAUCUCAAAGGACAUUUGGAAGAUGCAAAGUCUUCAUGUGCUGUCGUUGGGCGGCAACCUUAUCAGCGAGGUGCCCGAUGCUGUUGGUUCACUCAGCCAGCUGCAAGCACUCGUCCUGUGCGACAAUCUCAUCGAGAAUCUUCCGAUGAGCAUUGCCCGGCUGAAGAACCUCAAGUCGCUGCUGCUGCACAAGAACCGUCUGCGCCACUUGCCCAAGGACAUUGUGGCCCUGAAGAACCUCACGGAGUUGAGCCUGCGUGACAAUCCGCUGGUGGUGCGCUUCGUACAGGACAUGGCAUUGAAGCCACCAACUUUGCUGGAGCUUGCUGGGCGCAUUGUGAAGGCGAGUGGCCAGCGGCCCGGACCCUAUGACAUACCCCGAACCCUGGCCGAGUAUCUGAACAGCGCCAACUGCUGUGUGAAUCCCAACUGCAAGGGCGUGUUCUUCGACAAUCGCGUGGAGCACAUCAAGUUCGUGGACUUUUGCGGCAAGUAUCGCGUACCGCUGCUGCAGUACCUUUGCUCAUCGAAGUGCAUCGAGCAUGAGGAACCGGCACGUGGCUCCAGUGCGAGCAGCAGCGCCGCGAGCAGUGCCAAUAGCGGGUUCAUGAUGCGCAAGGUGCUGCUGGGCUAGGCCGUGCGUUCGGCCCCCCGCCCGCCUGGCCCCUGGCCUGGACCUGGCCCUGGCUGGCAGCAGGAGUGCCAUCGGAGCGUCGUCGGUGGCUGGCAUCGACCGGAUAUCGAUAUCGGAGACGAAGAUCCAUUCGUUUAUAGGUCGCGACCCAAUGCCACCAACUCCAGCUCCAGCUCACUGGCACUGGCACUGGCACUGGUUCUGGUUCUGGCUCUGGAGUUUGGCGGCCGCUUGGGCCGGCCCGCGUCCCACUGGCUCACUGGCAUCCCAUUGGCUUCAUCAAUCGUUAACGAGUAAUCGUUCGCUUUGUCGUUCUUGUUGUUAUUCUUCUUUGCCUGCACGUUUGUUUGCUGUUUGCUUCCACCUCUUACCACCCAACCCCUCUAUCCCCAACCGCAGAUACCGCACAUACUACUGUAUAAACCAUCAAAUACCAA